GAAGCCUAGCUCCCAGCUUCCUAUUACCCUUUUGUCAACCAAAUUUUAAAUUUCCGACACCAUGCUGGUAAGCUGCCCGGUGAUUUCACCGGUGAAGAAACUGGUAACUGAGCUGAGGAAACACCACGUCAUCCCUCGGCUGUUGGCCUGUAUGCCAACGGAGGUGAUCUCUGUGCUAUAUCCCUGCGACAUUGACAUCAAACCGGGCGUUACGAUAGUGAUCUAUGAGGUGAUCAAACAGCCAAUCAUACGGUUUAAGGCCGAACCAGAUCGUUUCUACACACUGAUGAUGGUCGACAUGGAUGUACCGAUGGAGGACAAAAACACCAGUUGGCUCAUCUGGCUGGUGGGCAAUGUUCCGGGUUGCAAUGUGGCUUUGGGUCAGACGAUUGCGGCCUACGAGAACAGGCGGGGCAUGACGGGUAGUAAUAUCCAUCGAGUCGUCUUUCUGGUCUUCAAGCAGUAUCUGGAAUUGGACUUCGACGAGAUCCUAAUACCCGAGGGCGAGGAGAAGGGGCGUUCCAAUUUCAAUUGCCAUCGUUUCGCCAGAAAGUACGCCCUGGGCAACCCGAUCGCUGCCAAUUUCUAUCUGGUGGAAUGGGUAUGGCGAUGGACACCAACGUUUCUGAACGAGGCAGACGAAUAAAAUGUAUUAUAUAAGUUUCUUAUGUUUUGAUCUUUCAAAAUGGGUUAAUGGAUGGUAUUAAAAUUAAAAUUAUUUUGAUUAAAUCCAAAGUUUAUCUAAAUUGUUUCAUUAUUUCUGAUUAAUACAAUCUUCACAUCAUGUCAUCGAAGACUUUACUGCAUAAUAUGCUAUAGGUAACCAUAACUAUUCAUUUUCAUUGAUAAAGAAACCUACUAAUAAUAUUUCAUCUCCAUUAAGUGCGUUUUAAAUUGAUUUUCCCAAUCCAAUGCUUCUUUCCACUUAGUUAUUAUAUUUCAGAUAAUAUAAACAUAAUUAGUCACAGUAUCUAAAUGCCUUGUUAUUUAUUUCAAUUAAUACCAUUCUGAUAGCACCUAUUAA
This is a messenger RNA of Drosophila eugracilis, 1024 nucleotides long. RefSeq names its product protein D2. The record is from RefSeq and is a predicted model, not a curated record. The transcript has a single exon. Lineage: Eukaryota; Metazoa; Arthropoda; Insecta; Diptera; Drosophilidae. Bases 62 to 646 code for a protein of 194 amino acids.